Symbiodinium necroappetens is the source of this 6261-nucleotide messenger RNA. Lineage: Eukaryota; Dinophyceae; Suessiales; Symbiodiniaceae. The record is from the annotation of a GenBank genome assembly.
AUGGCAGCCGAUCCUGCAGCUAGCGCACAGCCUGUUCCCGACGACGAAGUGGACGACGAGGCCGAGGAAGAAGAACCUUUUGAUCCUUGGGCGAGCCAAGGAGACCAGGGUGACACCGGCGACCGGUACACAGCUCGGCCGGCCAGUCCAACGGACGCUGCUGAGUACCGACAGUUUCUUCAGUUCCUGAACCGCCGUGGCGGCAACAGCACUCGGCGGCGUGGAGCUGAUGAUGAUGACGACGAUGACGACAGGGACUCGAGGAGCAACUCGGGUCCGCCACCAACCUGGGAUGCCAGCACUCCUUUCAAGGAUUACCUGAUCCGUGCUCGGCUGUGGUUGGCGACGACAAAGGCGAAGCCUCAGAGCCGAGGCCUGAUGCUUCUUCGGGGCCUCACGGGCGUUCCCUUUGAUGACAUGAAGUACCUGGCUAAAAGCGAUUCCUGGAUGAAAGCCAAGGACAAUGGCGAACAGCUCCUCAAGGCGAUGGAUGUUAAAGAGCUGUACGGAGAUGAUGAACGGGAAGACAUGUUGAACAGCCUCUUCAAGAUCACCUACGCUGUCCGCAGAGGCAAGUCCGAAGGGCACAAGGAGUUUUUCUCUAGAUGGGAGCUUGCUAUCAGGAAGCUUUCAGAGCAUAACAUCACGUUGCCUUCGGAGUAUCUUGGGUUUCUGUUGACGAUGGCGUUGCAAUUGAAUCAAGAGGAGGUUAAACUUCUCAUGAAUUUCACCCAGGGAAGAUUGAGCCAGAAGGAUGUUAAAGAGUGGGUCAGGGUUCAUGAGACGAACCUGGACCUCAAGUCAGCGGCGACCUCGUCGGCACGUGCCAAGCCUCCAGCAGCAGCCUACCACACGGAGAUCUCCGAUCCCGUCCCCGAGACCGAGGACUUCGGCGAUGAAGGCCCGGAUGAACAGAUCGAGGUUCUCUUGAAUGUCAUGCAGGACCUCAGCGAGGAUUCCGGCGGCACGAAUGCCGCGGAAGAGCAGGGGAGCUUUGAUGAGGACGAGGCCCGGGAGAUCUUGUCUACGAUGGUCAAGGAGCAUGCCAAGCGCCGGACCUUUGCUGCUGUGAAUGAGGCGAAGAAGAACAAGACGUUGGCCCGUGGCUAUGGUGCCGGUGCCCGCUAUCAGUUCGGCAAGGGGUCCGGCAAGGGCGGGUCCAAGGGUGGCUUCGAAGGUUCCUACAGGGAACAUGGUGCGCAUCUCCUCGAGCUUGGGGCCCACGAGGCCCACUUUCUUGGCUUCGAGGAUUUCCUCCGCACGAAGCAGGCGAUCAACGCCGACUCCGGAGCCCAGAUGACGAUCGGCGGCUCGUCGAGCAGCACUGCGCGACCGCGACCUUCCGGAUCUGCUUCCGUUUUGUCCGCAUACAAGGAGCGCGUGCCAGUUCAUGAUGUGUGUUUUCUUUCCAGAGCCCAAGCCGAAGCCCAAACAGCUUUCGACGAGACUUGUGCUACAGUGGACACUGGGUGUCAGAGAUCUGCGGUAGCUGCAGCGAACAUGCCCUCCGGGAAGCGGUCUCGUGUCGACAACACGAAGGAGUUCAACCCGAACGAGAUCGCCUGGAGCCGGAUGGUGGUUCGAAUGCUGAUGUCGGUCUUGAACGCGGCCUCCAGUGUGAUCCUCUCCCACUUGGGCAUCCGAGGACCUCGGAUGCAGAUCUACGACCAGGUCAUCCAGGAACUUCCUCGGAUGACCGGUGCCGAGCUCGACAAUCUUCGUCGUGCUGUGGAACAUCACCUCGAGCGACGGCGGCUCGAAGGAAUGAGCUCGGACCAAUGGGAUGCCAAGCUGCCUUGGAGUCGCCAGACGACCGAGGACCACGACAUGGAGACCAACUCCGAGACCGGCUUCAUCCUGAUCGACACGCCCAAGCUGGUCACGGGAGCAACCGAGAAUCACCGAGCGGUGAUCCGGUGCUUCUGUCAGAAACCUACGGUGGUUCUUCAAGCCCGCAAGGAAGGACGCAACCAAGGACGCCUGUUUCGCAGGUGCCCUCUCUGGGCGAACCCGUCGAUCCGCUGUUCCUAUUUCAGCUGGUUGGAACACCAGCCAUACUGGCAACCAGGAGCGACGAGCUCGACGGCUCCUUAUCCGACCUCGACCGGGCCUCCAGUGGACUUCACCAAGGCACCCGCGACACCUGCGAAGUCGUCGAAGAGUCCAAGCUCGCCGACCUCACCUUCGAUGAUCAAUCCGGAGAAGUGCGAACACCGGGCGACAACCUACGCCGGGUCGAACGCCUAUGUCCACCAGGUGAAGUGUCGAGAUUGCGGCAAGGUUCUCUCGAGGACCAGGAAGGAACCAGCGGCAGCGGCCGCCCCGGCACCGACGACUCCCUCCUUGGGAGGCAGCUCGUGGCUCAACAGCCCCAGCGACAUGGAGCCAGUGGAGAUCGAUCCCCGCCGGCCGGCGGGACCUCCGCCACCAGUUCCGGUGAACAACAUGAGCGACACCUACAAGGGGAACCGGAGCACCAAGGUGAGUGGAUCGGCCAGCUCGACCCGAGACAACCAGGAUUGGGAGGAGUUCCAGGAGUUCAAGCGUUUCCAGGUAGAGUAUUACCAGGAGCUGUUUGCGUUGUCGAAGGUGGAGGCCAAGACUGUUGCGGAGAUCUAUAAUCCUAAUAGGUUUGGUAGACGUGCCAAGCAGUUUCGACUCCAUCCUGGCCAAGCGUUCGAUAUUGAGUUAGGUCAUGAUUUGCUGAAGCCUUCCGUGCAGCAUUCGGUCUUGACCUAUGUGCAGCAAGAGCGCCCCGGGCUUGUCAUUAUCUCGCCGCCCUGUGAGGCUUUCAGCACUCUCAAUCGACUGCUUGAUCGAUUUCGUCAGCACAACCUAGCAGCUCUCAGGCGACACAUCGAUAAGCUCAAGCGAGGGAAGGUGUUACUUAACUUUGCUAUGAAGGUAUGUCGGCAAUGCCUUGAUCAAGGAACUACCUUUGUGUUUGAGCAUCCUCGCGGCGCCUCUUCAUGGACUAUGCCCUCUGUGCAGCGUCUCCUUAAGCAGCUGGGCGUGAUCCUGGUGGUUGCUGACCAGUGUGCCUACGGCUUGACCGACAAGCACCAGGUGCCGCACAAGAAGGCCACCGGCUUCAUCACCAACAACAAGAAUGUGGCUGAGGCUCUUUCUCGGAAGUGCCCGAAGAAUCACCCUCAUGCGUGGAUCCUCGGCAACAAGCAGAUCUCCAAGCGAGCUCAGGUGUAUCCAGAUGCUCUGGUGGAUGCCAUCCUCGAGAGCUAUAGCCGGUCGAUCGGCAAGGCAACUCACGAAGUACACCUGACCAAGGCGGAUCAAGUGGUAGCCAAAGACCGACGGCAUGAUUGCAACUACUUCUCCGCGCAGGAGCGCAACGAGAUCGAGGAACAGCUUCGCCAGGUGCCCAAGGAGAUCCUUGCUGAGGAGGAAGAGUCUCCGCCUCUGGUGGACGUGAUGAAACCAGAAGCCUUUGGAAUCACUGCGGACCUAGAAGCGACGGUCGGAUGGAAAGAAGUGCCUUUGACGAAGCACUGGCUCUACGUGGGCGACAACGAACCGGAGCUGACCAUUCCGGCGGUCGACUCUGCUGCCCGCCGCCUACCAUGGCGGACUACCUGGACCAGGGUCCAGGAACGGUGGGUUCUUCUUGAAGACGAGGUGCGAUGGCAAGACCUUCCUCAGCAACCUGCCCUUCAGCCCAACACAAGGUAUAUUAGCGUCUAUCAAGCCAGGCUAGAUCAAGGAGCAGACAAGAGAAUGAGACAUUUUCCAGGGAUGGCCAAAAUCACCCUGGAACGUAUGAUUCGUAGAGCUCAUGAGGGACUGGGUCAUCCAGAGCAUAGCAGGUUCAUCCGCAUUCUCCGCCAAUCGAAUGCAUCUGAUGAAGUGAUUGCUGCGGCUGAGAAGUUCCGUUGCUCAACUUGCGAGGCUUACAAGCUGCCCGAUCCAGUACGAAAAGGCGCACCUCCCAAGGAGGAUUUGUUCAUCAAUGAGAGAGUGGGCGUUGAUACCGUUCAUCUUCGUGAUCAUAACAAUGAGGCUGUACCAUCGCUCAAUAUCAUUGAUUUUCAUACUCACUUUCAGCUUGUGAUUCCCAUGGCCACCGAAUCCGCAAGUGAAGUUCGCAAAGCUUAUCGUCAGUGGGUUCGGUUCUUCGGUGUUCCUCGCAAAGUGCUAUAUGACCUAGGAUCGGAGUUCAAAGCCGAGUUUCGCCGACAGGUGGAACAAGAUGGCAGCGAGGCCAUCCCCAGUGCGCUGGAAACUCCAACGCAAAGAGGCCUGACAGAGCGUGCCGGCGGUGUUUUCAAAAACAUUCUCUAUAAAUCGAUGGUGGACUACCAGUGCACCAGCAGAGAUGAAUGGAGAGAACUAGUGGACAUUGCUUGCAUGACUAGAAAUCGGCUGCUUCUUCGAGGCGGGUAUUCUCCGAUCCAACGAGUCAUCGGCUACACGCCUCGCCUUCCAGGAGGCCUCUUGAGUGGCGGUGCUGAUGACCACACGUUUGCCGCAAGGUUGACCAUGGGGGAUAAGGAUGUAGCUCGUGCAAUGAAGAUGCGUAAAGCCGCUGCUGUAGCUUUUCAUGCAGCAGAUUGCGACCAAGCACUCAGGGCUGCAACUUUGGCCGGGUCCCGGAGGGUAUGCGACUUCGAGGUGGGCCAGGCGGUCUACUUCUGGCGACGAGGCGCCGGGAGCACCAAGAAGACUCGACAGUCUUAUUGGCAAGGACCUGGUCGAGUUGUGAUGACAUCUUUGCCCAAUGCAGUUUGGAUUGCUCGCGGCAACAUGUUGGUGAAAGCAUCUCCCGAACGGGUUCGGCAUGCAUCCUCAGAAGAGAAUUUGUCAGUUUCCGGGUGGCUUCGUGGAAUCUCUAAGACUCGGCAGGACUUCGAGAAGAUUCCCCGGAAGGGCUUUGUAGAUCUGACCGUCGAGAAUCCUGAUGAAGCUGCUCUAGAACAACCUGACGAUCCACUAGAAGAAGAUGGUGUUAUCGAACCUGUUCGUCGGCAGGGACCAAGCGAGAAGGUGAUGAUCAGACAGCUCCUCCGGGUAAGCGUAGUCGAGCAAAAGAAAGAGUCCAAGGCCAGUGACUUCAAGGGGAAGGAAGCCUCUGAAGAGAUCAUGCGCACAAAGCCUGAGAAGGUGAUGGUCAGCAAGGCCGAGAGCGAAGGAAUUCUCCUCGCCGAUGGUGACCAUGGACCAUGCAAGGCCAAGUGUCGUCAUGUGAUGCGCGGGUAUUCAGAAGAGUCUGCUCUAGACGUUGAGUUUACUACCCCACAGAUCACCCGUGACUCCGUGAUCUUCAUUCUCCAGAUCCUCUCGAGCUUCAUAUGGACUCCAGGUUUUGUAGACUUUACACAAGCCUUUCAUUCCGGGGAUUGGAUACAAAGAGAACUUUACUGCAGUCAACCGCGUGAAGGCAUUCCUGGGAUGCACCCAAAGCAGUUGUUACGUUUGCUUAAGACAUGCUACGGUUUGACGGAUGGUCCGCUGGCAUGGUACAAGCAUUUAGCGCGUCGGCUGCAACAGCUUGGCUAUGAAGUUAGCAAGGCUGAUCCUUGUGUGUUCUUUCUUCGGGGACCUGAGAAAGAAGGGUCAAAGCUUGAGGGCAUCAUUGGGGUUGCCACAGAUGAUCUUCUUCACGGUGGCACAGAACGCCACUGGAACAACAUAGCCACCAUUGCCCAGGAAUAUAAGCUGGGCAAGAAUCAGCAAGGAGCAGGCCGCUUCACGGGCAAGGACAUUGCACUUCAAGAUGAUGGUUCGAUUCUUGUGAACCAGCAGUUCUAUGUCCAGGUUCGGGACCUGAUCGAGGCCAACAAGAUCAGCGAGGAGGCUCGCAAAGAGAGAGAAACCCGAGUGUUGGAUUCGCCAUCACGUGCAGCCUCGCCGGAGACCUACCAUCCCGGUUCCUCUCCAGAUGGCCCUGAUCUUCAUCGCCUUUCCGGCAAGCAGACGAUUUACAAGUUCCAGCAGAAACAGGGACAAGUUGACCACCAAGUGCUCGAGGACCACUGGGCGGAGCCUGACGGCAUUCGUGUCCUUCAGGACACCGCCUGGACCGGAAGCAGCUGGUUCUGGAAAGAUGACAACGGAGGUGUUCCGGCUUCCAAAGUUCACUCGAGCUGGGUUCAACUGCAGAAUUUAAGCAGCCAGGGCGGUCAGAUUGUGAUCUACCACGACAAGAAGUUGUCAGAGGCCGAAGAACCGGCCAUGACGACGGUGGCCUCUUGGCGGAGCUACCGUCUUAAGAGGAAGACUGUGGACACCCUGGCGGCUGAGGGACAG